This is a messenger RNA of Cladophialophora psammophila CBS 110553, 414 nucleotides long. Its product is annotated as cytochrome-b5 reductase. The record is from RefSeq and is a predicted model, not a curated record. The transcript is spliced from 2 exons. Gene Ontology annotation, molecular function: heme binding. The coding region runs from base 1 to 414 and encodes 137 amino acids. Gene Ontology annotation, cellular component: endoplasmic reticulum membrane; intracellular membrane-bounded organelle. Lineage: Eukaryota; Fungi; Ascomycota; Eurotiomycetes; Chaetothyriales; Herpotrichiellaceae. Gene Ontology annotation, biological process: sterol biosynthetic process.
AUGUCUCAAGAACUCACGUACGCCGAGGUGUCCAAGCACAACACCAAAAAAGAUCUCUACGUUGUCAUCCACGACAAGAUCUACAAUGCCUCGACUUUCAUCGACGAGCAUCCUGGCGGUGAAGAAGUCCUUCUUGACGUGGGAGGCCAAGACGCAACCGAGGCUUUCGAAGAUGUCGGCCACUCAGACGAAGCCCGUGAAAUCCUCGACGGCCUCAAAGUCGGAACCCUGAAGCGCGUACCUGGUGACCCGGCCCCCAAGGUCGGUGCCACUGACAAGAUUGCUGCUGGCCCUGGUGGCAGAAACGGCGAGGGCGGCACUGGCAUGGGCGUUGCCAUGUAUGCUGUUCUCUUGAUUGGUGCGGCGCUGGCAUAUUUCGGAUACACAUACAUGCAAACCCAAGACAAGAAAUAG